Messenger RNA from Spea bombifrons (plains spadefoot toad), 724 nucleotides. RefSeq names its product WAP four-disulfide core domain protein 18-like. Lineage: Eukaryota; Metazoa; Chordata; Amphibia; Anura; Pelobatidae. Gene Ontology annotation, cellular component: extracellular region. The record is from RefSeq and is a predicted model, not a curated record. Gene Ontology annotation, molecular function: peptidase inhibitor activity. The transcript has 5 exons. Bases 118 to 486 code for a protein of 122 amino acids. Gene Ontology annotation, biological process: antibacterial humoral response; innate immune response.
CCCCACCCUUUCUAAGACUAAGAUUUAAAUACCAACCGGGCGACCGAGCUCUGAGGAUUGCAGCUGUAACUACAUUUUUGUCUUAGACCGAACUUCUUUGGUGAUUGCGCCAACAGAAUGAAGGCUCAAAUCUGUCUCCUGUUGGUCCUGCUGGUGGAUCUGAGAUCUUCCCAUGGGCAAGAGGAACCCACGACAGAAGAAAAACAUGGGUCCUGUCCAAAGAUUCCUGAAUUUUCACUUGGACGCUGUGGCAAGGAAUGUACAACAGACGCGGACUGUGAAGGAAAUCUCAAAUGCUGUACAACAGGGUGUGAUGGUCUAAUGUGCCAGGUGCCAGAUGAGAAACAAGGAGUUUGCCCUGAAAUUUCAAACGGAACCACUUGUGACAGUACAGUUCAUUGCACAUCGGAUAGCAAAUGUGAUGAAGGCUUUAAGUGUUGCCCAACUGGAUGUGACGGAUUUGUCUGCCAACCUCCAAAAUAUUAAACUCGGUAAAAAAAGGGCUGGUCUUUUCAUGGAAAUAAGGAAUAUAAAGAAUGUCGUCAACAUUUCCAGUGAUGCAAAACGAUGAGAUCCACUAAGAAUUAUAUACCUAUCUUAAUAAUGAAUGAACCUCUGUACUAAUGUGUAAUCUUCUGCUCAAACAACCUAGUUUUAUUCCCAUCAUGGGCGGUUGUUAGGAUGAUGAGGUCUACGCUACUUAAAUAAAAUAUCAUUAAAACUA